Messenger RNA from Nomia melanderi (Alkali bee), 4182 nucleotides. RefSeq names its product neprilysin-4. Gene Ontology annotation, cellular component: plasma membrane. The record is from RefSeq and is a predicted model, not a curated record. Lineage: Eukaryota; Metazoa; Arthropoda; Insecta; Hymenoptera; Halictidae. Gene Ontology annotation, biological process: protein processing. Gene Ontology annotation, molecular function: metalloendopeptidase activity.
CCGCCUCGAUUGUUGGUUACCAUCGACAUUGGCGUUGACCGCCGACGUUACAUAUGUAAAUUACUCCCCGUACAAAUGUCGCGGGGACUAAUUUGCCCCGUACGCGCAAUGUUACAUUAACAUUCGUGCCGUGAUCGCUGCCCGCACAAUAGCUUCAGAGCGCUUGUUCCUCUUUUACGGGCGGCAGUGUCACCGUGAGGAAUCGGCGGUCCGGUGGUUUUCGCUCGGACGGCAAUCCGCGCGCGGCACGUCCUCAUCAGUACGAUCUUUGGUCCCGGUCUGGCCGAAGGGACCGCGGGUGUUCUCCGUUCGGCGAUGUAAAAUCGGGCGAAGUUGUGACAGAGCGCGCGCGUUGAUAAUCCAAGAGGAUUCCAUCCACCUCCGCCCCUCCCCCGCAACCCCGUGGCAGAGUUAUCCGAUCGUGCACCUUGCGGCUAAAGAUUAACAUGAAGUAGAGGCGGCACGACCGUGAACAGGGGACUUGCUUUCAGAAAAGAUGAGGGGUGGCAGCAGCUUGAGCCAGUACAACGACGACGAUUUCUUCAGCGGCGGGCCAUGCCCGUCGUGCAGGCUGGCCAUCAACAAGGAGACAGGACGAUUGAAGUGGUGCAUGGGUGGUAACGACACUUGGCGAUUUCGCGUGAAACUGAUGUUACUGAUCCCGGCCGUGUUGCUGCCCAUCACUAUAAUCUUCAUCGCCCUGUCGCGGUCCCAGGUGAUCGGGAAAGCGCCCUAUCAUCAGACCUACCUGAUACACGCGACGGGACGCAGGCCAGACGAGAGGACCGAGGAAACCAUUCCGCCAGCGACCGGCUACGUCGAGACGGAGCUGGCUGCCAGGGAGGAGGAUGAAGAACGGAUCCUAAUAUCUGGAAUGCAAACCAGCUACGUACCGGUGGAAACAGCCCUUCCGCCGCGGCAGCUGCAGCGACGCAAGAGAGAACUCGACGGGGUGCAGUCGACCGACUACGUCACCGGGAAAAUAGACGAGUGGAACACGGACGAGAACUCGGAGAACUUCCUGGACGAUUAUUACCCCGAGGUGGACGCCGAGGAGACGAAGGAAAACUCCGAAAUAGAAAGCAACGAUUACCAAAACUACGAGCACUCCUGCGACAACCACAAAAACGAGGAAGAGCUCCGUUCGAGAUUGUCGAGUGGAAAGUACGACGACAACGAGGACAAUUCCCAGGACGAGUCCGACGAGGGUGAACAGGGUGGUAGACACUCGAUCACGGUCGAAGAUCCGGACAGCAGCUUGCCGAUCGCCGACGAGCAACUCGACGAUGCGGUCGCCAACUUCCACACGUUCUGGAAGGACGAAGGGAAAGAGUGGGACAUCAGGGAGGCUCAAGCAAAAAUCAUGCUCACGUACAUGGACAGGACCGCCGAUCCCUGCGAGGAUUUCUAUCAGUACGCGUGCGGUAACUGGGCGAAGCACAAUCCUAUACCGAAGGACAAGGCGGCCUACGACACGUUCGAGAUGAUCAGGGAGUCGUUGAACAUCGUCCUGAAAGAGCUGCUCGAGGACCCGAUACCCAAAGAGUUAGAGGCCGACACGGAGGACGCGACCGUCAAGGCGAAAUAUUUGUUCCAGAGUUGCAUGAAUUACGAGAUCUUGGAGCAACGCAUGGAACAGCCGCUUAUUCAGCUCCUGGAUGAACUCGGGGGUUGGCCGAUCCUGAGACCCAACUGGGACCCGGAGAAGUUCGACUGGCUGCUUCUGGCUGCUCAACUGAGACUGUACAACAACGAUAUCCUGAUCUCUGAAUGGGUUGCGCCGGAUAUUAAGAACAGCGACGAGUACAUAAUACAGUUCGAUCAGACGUCACUGGGACUUCCCACCCGGGAUUACUUCCUUCAGCCAUCGAACACGGUGUAUCUGAAGGCUUAUAGAAAUUAUUUGAUAAAAAUCGCAACUCUGUUGGGCGCGUCUUUGCAGAAUGCCACCACCGACGCGGACGACUUGAUAGAAUUCGAAACCAAGUUGGCUAAGAUCACUUCCUCCCCGGACGAGAGGGAAAACGUUUCGGAACUCUACCAGAGGAUGAGUAUCGGGGAGCUAAGGAGCCUGGUCCCCCAAAUCAACUGGCACCGGUACCUGACGAUCGUUUUAGCGCGACCGAUGAACUUCUCCGAGCCGGUAGUCGUUUACGCGUUGCAGUACAUUCAAGAUUUGGUGAACCUGCUGUCGAGAACCAGUCCACGGACCAUCGCGAAUUAUCUUCUAUGGCGAUUCGUCAGGCACAGAGUGAACAAUUUGGACGAUCGAUUUCAGGACGCGAAGCAGAAAUUUUACUACAUUCUCUUCGGCAGGGAGCAGGCGCCUUCGAGAUGGAAGAAUUGCGUGGCGCAAGUGAACUCGAACAUGGGCAUGGCCGUCGGAUCGAUGUUCGUGAAGAAGUAUUUCGACGAGAAGAGCAAAAACGAUACUCUGUCCAUGACUCGAGAAAUCCAAAGGGCGUUCAGGGAGCUGCUGAAUCAGACCAGCUGGAUCGACGACGAAACGAAAGAGCUAGCGACCGAGAAAGUAAACGCGAUGCUGCUGAGGAUCGGCUAUCCUGACUUCAUUCUGCAGCCGAAACUGUUGAACAAAGGUUACAAGGAUGUUGUUGUCCGUUCAGACAAGUACUUCGAGAACACGUUGAACAUAUUGCAACACCUGACCAGGGUGGGACAGAAUCGGCUGGGCAAGCCUGUGAAUAAAACCCUUUGGAACACCGCGCCGGCGGUGGUCAACGCUUAUUACAGUCGAAGCAAGAAUAGGAUAAUGUUCCCAGCCGGCAUACUACAGCCGCCAUUUUAUCACAGAUACUUUCCGCGGAGCCUGAAUUUCGGCGGAAUCGGUGUGGUGAUCGGCCACGAAAUCACUCACGGUUUCGACGAUAAGGGUCGACUGUUCGAUAAGGAUGGUAAUCUGCACCGGUGGUGGAACGAUGAUGUUAUUUAUGGCUUCCACCAGCGAGCCCAGUGUCUUAUCGACCAGUAUAGCAAUUACACCGUCAGCGAAGUUGGGAUGCAAAUCGAUGGGAUCAACACGCAGGGAGAGAAUAUCGCGGAUAACGGCGGCAUCAAGCAAGCUUUUCGCGCCUACGAAAGAUGGCUGCACCAAAACGGGGAUGCCGACGAGACGCUUCCCGGAUUGAACGCGACAGGGAAGCAGCUGUUCUUCUUGAAUUUCGCGCAAGUGUGGUGCGGCUCGAUGAGACCGGAAGCAACCAGGAACAAAUUGAAAACGACCGUGCACUCCCCCGGCAAGUUCCGAGUGAUCGGCACUCUAUCGAACUCGAAGGACUUUUCGGAAGUGUUCAACUGCCCCCUCGGUGCGCCGAUGAAUCCUGUCAACAAAUGCUCCGUUUGGUGACGAAUCGGGAGGCUCGUCGAUCUCCGAUCGACACGAGUCUUCGCUUCGACGGAAGAGAACGCGAGGAGGAGAUUAGUAUUACGUUGCCUCUUAGAUCAAGCUGAUCGAUGACGUAAGCGGGAUCGCUGAAAUUAACCUUGUAAUAGCACAAAUGAAUCACUCGAUCCGACUCUUCUGCACGCCAGUGCUGCAAGAUUUUCGAAAAAUAUUUCCAACAUUUUCGCGAAUGCUUUAAUCAUUUACUAAAUCGAACAAACGAUUCCUUAUACUACACGAAUUACUUCAUCGUUACUGGAAUUAAAUAAUUUAUCGAUCAGCUAGUCAAAAUAAUUCCGAACGAAUAAAAUAACGAUACGAAGUCACUUUCCCCUAUUUUCCAUAGCAAAAUCGACGAAACCACCGUUUCUCGAUACAAACGAUUCGUUUCUAUUCCACGAUUAAUCUUCGGGUCCCUGACUCAUCAAGCGUUCGUUUCAAUUAAUUCACACGCUUUGUAAGGGUAGUUUAUUCUCUAGGGCAAUCGCUUUGCGAUCUUCGUCGCGACUGAAAUAUCACGUGGUUAGAGGAUAACAAGAUGGCGGAGCCAGAGACGGCGCGAGGAACAGCACCGUCAUCGAUUAGGGGAACUAACAAGAUACUUCACGUAGUUUUCGUAACUGAAAGAUAAUUAAAGGGAAACAAAGGAACAUUGAACGAUAGUUCGGCUUGCUGGACCGAGUAUCGUGCGGCGAGCCGGUUAUAUAUUAUGUAUUAACGGGACAGCUGCGCUGUCGCCGACGUGAAAUAAAAUUGUACGAUCAAAAGACAAUAAUAAUUUC